CAGCACUAAGUCUCUCAACAUGUAAUUUUUGCCAACACCGCAACAUUAUGGCAUCUGGAAAAGACACCGCUCGUGAACAUGAGCAGGAUCUCAGCACAAUCCUCUCUACCGAGGAAAGAGUCGAGUUGACUCUCCUCAUAGCAAAUAUCACGGAGCUUAUGCGCAAGCAGAUAGCAGACACGUUUGAUGCCUCUGUCACCAGUGCGAAGAAACCGCAACAGGCUCUACACAUCACAGACAAGAAUCCUAAUGUCGACGUAAAUAAAACACAUGAAGAGAGUGAAGAGGAAGAGAAGGCGCGGAAAUUAAGAGAGAAGCGCGAGAAAGAACUCUCUGCUCCUAAGAUGCUAGAGCUAAGGAAAGAUUCUCUCGAUUUCUUUGACAAAUGGCGAGAAUCUGUGAUAUCAAGAGUGGGCACUGCAGUCAACAAUUCAAAGGAGACGGUCCAGGAGCAGAAGGAGACCGCGUCGGUAGAUGCUACACCAAACAGUGCACCACCAGCAGAACCCAAAGUCAUACGGUCAAACACGAAUAUUGAAGAGGCGGAUGCUGCCUUAAUCGAGCUAUAUCCUCCAACAUCAACCGCCCUCUACUCCCUCCAAAAAGACAAACGGAUACUGUUGCUACACUCGAUGCUACUUCUCCUCCUGUCGCUAGAGCAUUACAUUGGCCAUUCACGAGUACUCCUGUUACAUAUCUCGUCUUCCCUGCAUCUGCCACUCCAUGUUCUCACCGAGCAAGAGAUCAAGGUAGCCCAAGGAUUGCUCGAAGCUGCGAAACAUAUGUCAGGUAGCGAGGAGACACAGAAACGUAGCGACGAGAACAAAGUUGCUAGGCGAUGGAAAGUUGGACUUGCGGGCGUCGCAGGUGCGACUGUGAUAGGAGUUACCGGGGGCCUGGCUGCUCCACUCGUCGCAGGUGCUAUUGGUACAAUCAUGGGAGGUUUAGGUUUGGGUGCUACAACCGCGGCUGGGCUACUGGGAGCUUUGGCAGAAAGUGGCGUCAUAGUCGGAAGCUUGUUUGGAGCUUAUGGUGGACGAAUGACUGGAAAGAUGAUGGAUGCCUAUGCGAAAGAAGUCGAGGAUUUCGGGUUCCUCCCUCUGAAGGGAUCGAAACACCGUGAACCACUUCCCGAAGAUAGACGAUUACGAGUCACAAUAGGAAUAAGCGGUUGGCUGACUCAGAAAGAGGACAUCAUCACCCCAUGGAGAGCGCUAGGUAAGGAGAGUGAGGUAUUCGCCUUGAGGUGGGAGUUGGAAGCUCUUACAAAGCUCGGAAGCUCCUUGGAAUCAGUGGUGAAAAGUGCUGCUUGGACAGUAGCAAAGAAGGAAAUCAUUGCACGGACCAUAUUUGCUAGUUUGAUGGAUGCUCUUUGGCCGAUAGCUUUGUUGAAAGUAUCAAAAGUGGUGGACAAUCCAUUCUCCGUUGCUAAGAAUCGGGCAGACAAGGCAGGCCUUGUUCUGGCCGACGCCCUGAUCAAUAAAGCACAAGGUGAACGGCCUGUGACUUUGAUUGGCUACAGUCUAGGCGCCAGACUGAUCUACUCAUGCCUGAUGAGUCUUGCUGAGCGUCGAGCCUUCGGUCUUGUUGAAUCUGUGGUUUUGAUGGGUACACCAGCUCCCUCGGAUGCCGCUGUAUGGCGAGCGAUGAGAAGUGUCGUAUCCGGCCGCCUGGUCAAUGUUUACUCCGAGAAUGACUAUAUUCUAGCAUUCCUGUAUCGCACCAGUGCUAUUCAAUUCGGCGUUGCAGGUCUGCAGGAAGCUCAGGAUGUCCCAGGUAUCGAGAACAUUGAUGUUUCUGAGAUGGUAUCUGGUCAUCUUCGCUAUCAAUACUUAGUCGGCUCGAUCUUGGAGAAGAUCGGUUUUGAAGACGUCGAUGUCGAAGAAGUGGCGAGGGAAGAGGAGACUUUAGCUCUUUUGGAAAAAGAGGAAGAAAAGGAGCAAGAGAAGAAACAAGGAGACAGUGUCGACCCAGAGAAGGAAGCGGCAGAGAUGGAGAAGGAUGUGAAGAAGCAAACAGACCAGACUUUGAUGCAAAGGGCUGCGGAAACCUUGCAUUUGGGAAAAUGAUUGUACGAAUAUACGAACACAAUGAUACCAAGAAUAGAGCAUACAAUGGAU
Molecule: messenger RNA, 2120 nt
Organism: Mollisia scopiformis
Lineage: Eukaryota; Fungi; Ascomycota; Leotiomycetes; Helotiales; Mollisiaceae
Product: DUF726-domain-containing protein
Exons: 2
Coding region: 48-2069 (673 amino acids)
Source: RefSeq, a predicted model, not a curated record